Molecule: messenger RNA, 7619 nt
Organism: Fusarium odoratissimum NRRL 54006
Lineage: Eukaryota; Fungi; Ascomycota; Sordariomycetes; Hypocreales; Nectriaceae
Exons: 2
Coding region: 373-3543 (1056 amino acids)
Source: RefSeq, a predicted model, not a curated record
GCAGGCCGUCCCUGACCAGACAAGGCCCAUCGCGUGUCGUCGUUCGUCGUUUCCGUUCCGUCCAUCCAGUGUGUUUUAAGGUCUUGGGUUCCCCUCAUGUAGCUCGUCAUCUUUUCUCUUCAUUCUCCAGUUUCACAUUAUUCACAUUCAGUUUACAGGAUUUUACGCUCGCGUUCAAUACAUUCUCACCGUGUUAGUCACUACUGUCUCACUUCCAGAACCGACGGCUUCGGUUUUCAGCCUUACAUCACGUACCGUGCCUUCUGAACUGUUCCAAUAGCAGCCCCGGGAUUGUCACCUGGGUGCUCGCCUUCGCCCUCAAUCUUCCUUACUUGUAUCCCUCUUUUAGGUCAUCCAUAGCUCUACUACACCAUGCUAGCGGCAACACGCAUCUGGACAAGUGAACGGCUUGUUCAGUCUCGCACUGGCACAGCGAAUGUUCUACGUUCUACCGUUUCGUUACAAUCGAAAUGCGAGCAAUGCAGAUACUAUUCCCCCGCCGUGUCAUCUUCGACCUCUUCUGAAUUCCGAAAUGGACGUCGACGUGGUUCAGUCAGGUUCCAGCAACCCACAUCGUUGAGUCGCAGCAUUUCUUGGGACACCAAGUCCAAAGCUUCUGCCAAGAAGGCUGCAAAAGGCUUCAAUCGAUCUGUCGAUUCUUCAAAGUUUACUACCAUUGAUCAAGUAGCGGCCUGGGCGGGUGACUUAUUUGGUAUGCGACCAGGAGCGAAUAUCGAAGAUGUGGAGCGAAGUGCUAUUGAGCACUUGUUUCGAGGCGAUAGCAAGGCCAACAUUCGCAAGGCUACUUUGACCAAUGCUCACCACUUCAGCCGCGCAAGUGCAAGUGCGGCAAGCUCGAAAGAUUCUCUCUUCUCUGCUGUUCACGGACAAGAUGCUACUUUCAUUGAUCCUAUAACAAACCGUCGGGUGUCAAAGUCUACAACGGCCGGAACAGAAGCUCGAUACGAUGCCCAGCGAGACUACAAGCCGACUGACUUCGUUGAUGUGUCUGUAGAGGCCGACUCGGCUCCCAAGUAUAACGACUUGGACAAGUACAAGCCUACCAUCGAUACUGAGACGAGGCAGCCAGAUCAACCCAAGUACGACGAUCUUGACAAGUAUGAACCAGUAAUAGAUGAGAGAUCUCAAGAGAAGUCUACCGAAUACGAUGAUUUGGACAAAUAUGGCCCUGUCAAGUACAAUGAGCCUGAUGGAAAGCGACCUACUACGGCCGAAGAGGAUUCUAAGCAGUACAAAGAUCUUGACAAGUACUCCUCUGCGAACCUGGAUGACCCUCUAGCCAAACGUCAAUUGACCACUGAAGAGAAAUCCAAGGUCUAUGAUGAUUUGGAUCAGUACAAGCCCGUUUACCACAACGAGCCUGAUGGCAAAAGACCACAGACUGCUGAGGAACUGUCCAAGAACUACGACGAUCUGCAUAUGUACAACAAGGGUGUGUAUUGGAAUGAGCCCGAUGGCCUGCGCGAGCCCACGCCAGAGGAGCUUUCCAAGAACUACAAAGACCUUCAUAUGUAUGGGCCAGUUGCAUGGAAUGAGCCCGACGGUCUGCGUCGUCUGACACCCGAGGAGGAAUCCAAGCAGUACAAGGAUCUGGAUCAAUACGCAGAUCCUUUUGAAGCCAGUCAGUCGGUUUUGAAGGCCCAUGAGAAGGCGCAGAUGGAUCGUACUAUGCGAGGCAAGCCCUUAGCCCCGAAGGUCGAUGCUCCCGUCGAGGACUUUGCAAGCAAGUAUGAUGACCUUCACAAGUAUGGUCCAUACCACUGGAACGAGCCCGAUGGUCUCAGAGAGCCUACCCCAGAGGAGCUGUCCAAGAACUAUGACGACCUUCAUUUAUACGGUGGUGUCUUUAAGUGGAAUGAGCCUGAUGGCUUGCGACCCCUGACGGCAGAGGAGAAGUCAAAGCGUUACACAGACGUUCAUAAGUACGCUGCUCGUGACUUGUCACCGCCUGUCGAGCGAGUACAUCCCGAAGAGGCUUCCAAGGUGUACAAUGAUCUCCCCGCCUACCGCAAAUUCGAGAAUGCGGAUGACCCAGCACCACGUACCCACCCCGAAGUUGCUUCGAAGAAGUAUAACGAUUUGGGUGCGUAUAACUCUUUCGAGAACGGCGACCCCCAGACGGAGCGUGUUCACCCGGAAGUAGCAUCAAAGCAGUACAGGGAUCUACACAAAUAUCCAUCAGCUGGCUUUGACGACAUCAUUCAGGCGGUGCACCCUGAGGUGUUGAGCAAGAAUUACACAGAUCUUGGCAGUUACAGGCAUUCGGACUUUGCUUCCCAGGCUCAGGGCUAUCCUGUUCAGCCCGAGGAAGCCUCCAAGGUCUUCCAGGACCUACGCAAGUACACAGGAGUUCGUCCCAACGAACCCACCGGCAAGAUGUCGGUCCCUCUGGAUGAAGUCGCCCGCGGCCUCCGAGAGUUCGAUUCCAAGGCAGGUUCCCAAGAUUCCCCGGACUCAGCAUUAUAUACUUAUUCUCGAUCCCCGAACAGGUCUUCUCCCGGCUCUACGGAAACUAAUAUGGACACCUCCAGCCCUGAAAGUGCCGAUGUCAUCCGAGCUGCGGUCCUUCGCAGAGCUCAAGAAAGUAGUCAACGAGCCAAGAACCAAGAUCUGUCUGGCAAUAAAGGUCAGCAGGUCAAGACGGCACAUGCUUCCGAACUUACGGGGAACUAUGUACGAGACUUUCCUGAGGAUUUUGCCAGGUCCUGGAGCAGGGACAAUUCAUCGUCCAAGUCGGUACUGCUUCCCAAUAACAUUUCAGGAACAUCAUCCGUGAAAGAAAGCUUAAGCUCUAUGGAAGAUGUCGAGCCCGGAUCUAUGGACGAGAGCUUUCCUGUGGAUGACACAAGAUUAAAAACGGCACUAGAUCGCUAUGCGGCCAAGAGAAUUAAGGAUCUGUAUUCGCACGAGCCUCAGGGUCUGCAGACAAGUUAUUCCGAAGAGUGUGGGCGCCCAACGAUGCCUAUCAUGGAGAAACAUUACACACCUGAAGCUAAAGAGUCUACGACAAAGACAUCAGAGAUGCCCAACAUGGCCUCAUACAAAAUUGUCGCUUUUGACCCAGUUUCGAGGGUGAUGAGCGUGGCCGAAGCCAAUUCCGCAGUCGGCGCUAGUGACAGGCCAAUGCCUAUUCCUGAUGCUCUUGUCAAGCUGGUGGACCCUGCCAAGUUUCUACCUUACUUCAAAUCACUUCAGGAGGAAGGCUACGAAGUAGUGUCGGGCAGCGGGCAGAUGUUGAUCUUUCGCAAAAUGCAGUCAGCCGAUGAAAUGGUUAGUCAGGGUGGAAACUCUCCCACCUCUGACAGCAUUUACAGGAUUUGGACUGACAGUCAUUGCAAAAGAUCUAAGCGGUUCUCAGCUCGGCGAUGGACGAAUUCUAAGACGAAGAAGUCGACCAAGAAGAGAAGCAUUGGGCGCAAGAUUCUGGUGGGAACUGGUGUAGUUGCAGGUUCGGUUUAUGCGGCGGCCUUUUUGACGAAGUCUUCAAGUAUUAGGAAUUCUGAUGUGAAGCCGCAGAACUAGAGGAUACGGGAUACGGAAUUGGCUCGGACGACACUGCCUAUAUGUUGAAGGAUGGGAGUUUUGCAAAGGUUCACUUUUAAGGUAUAUGGUGAGAAAUUUCCUUGGAGUUUUGUAUUGGGAUUGCAGCGAUUGGUCAGCCAUCCCAAGCGUUUAUGAUAUGAUAGCCUGUUUUCUUUGUUGGAAGUUUACGUGGGACGCAUUCAGCGGAGCAUGAUAACACGGAGCUACGGAGUCAAGAUACCUCGGCACAUCAAUUUGCAUCAUUCGAUAGCCACGAUUACAAUGACAUUCGUUUAUUACAAGUUAUUAAGCAAUCGUGUUCAUUCUUGGGCUGUUCCUCUUGGUAGCCAAUCUGUAGUGUACAAUGUCCGUGACCUUUUUGCAUCCUUGUGUUUUCCAUGCCCAUUCCAUUAAUCGUUCCGUACAAUUACAAUUUCCCUUUUGUCCUUAUUUUGUCAUUAUUGAUCUAAGAGCCCUCUCGCUCUGUAAACCCAGGACCUGUAGCGACCUGCCCAAUCUUGUUCAUGUGCAUCUCAUGCUUCUGCUCCUCUGGACUCCAGCUCUGUCGUCGCUGGAUCGAGGGCGUCCAGCUAUUCGUGUGGCGCAUGCAUCGGUCGGCGCCGGCUUGGGCGGAUGGAGAAGUUGGAGCUGCAGAUGACGAAGUCAGCUUGUGCAGAAUUGGAAGCGUGUAGCUGUGCUGUGUACCUUCUGAGGGAGGGGUUGUGUGGGAUGUUGAGAUUGCUGUUGGUUGGCGAUCCAUUGUGAGUGAUGGUAUUAUAUUGAAGAAUUGGGUUGUAGGUUUGAUGUUGUGAUGGCGAUGAGGUGAAUGUUGAUAUAGAGGUUUGUUGGUAUGUGAGUUGCUGUAGCUUCAAUCAGUAUGUCUUAUAUCCCAAACCUUCAGUGCACUUACCCUCAAUAACAAUAACGUCAAUCGAUAGCUCAAGUUAUGGUAGUCAAGUUUAACUUUCUUACUUGCAGCUUCCUUUGAAUCAGGACCUCGUUGUCAUAUUUAUACACGUUUUCUUCCCGGAAGCAUAAUUAUAUCAUAAGAGAACCCCCUCUUCAGCUCGACCCCUACAAGCGUGAUUCCUAGCAUUCAUUUGGUGACUGAUUGGACCCAAGCGUUGAUGAUUGGGGAUACGGAUGUAGAUGAUUGGAUGUGGCGAAUUGAAUGGCCUGAUACAUAAAGUGACGCUGAGGCGUGAUUAUCUCGGGCUUUUAGAGUUUGCACUCUCCGUGAUGGACGAGAUCGGACCUCGGGAUUUGGGGUGUCGUGUGAUGGUGGAUAUAAUGCUGUGAUAAUAACAAUCAAUGCGGUGAUAAGCGAUCAAUGCAGUGCGUCACAGAUAUACCACUGUGAUUUAUAAGUAUUCUUGGGUUGUAUCAUUGAAUAUGCACCUGUCUUUAUUCGGCAAUGUUUCUACAGGUUGAUCUGCCCGGGUAAAGAGAGAAAUUGAGGUUUGGAGUUACAUCAAAUGCAUGUGGCAUUCUCCGGGGUACCCCAAUGUAAUGUGCCCCAGGUUAAAGGGCUACAGGCCUCGUUCGUUGGUGGAAUCAUGCACGUAAGAGUCGAGACUCUCAAUUGACCUCGUGAUGCUCAUCAGAUCAUCCACCAACUAUAUGACCUUCUCACAUAAGCAACCAAUCGUCGUAAUUCAACAGGUUAAUUGGUGAUAUUCCAUUGCUUUGCUCUCAUACAACAUACCAUACACACAUUAAAAACAGGUACAAGAAUACGCUACCCCAAACCCUUUCCUUUCUAUAUGCUCAACAAGGCAUAUCUCGGUCCCUUUUUUGUUAAGCCCUUCCAACUCCAUCAUGCAGAAAUAAAAUAAACUAAGACGCCGAUGCUAUGCAGUUUGCGAAACAUGAGAGCCGUCAUGGACAAGAAAUGUAAAAAUAAAACAUGGAAAUGAUAAAGGGGGUAUACAGCAAAAACACAGACAUCCACCGUUGAACAGGAAACUUUGAGAUUCAUGUAGUCAUCUCUCGGAGCGAAGAAUCGUAUGUACGUGGAAAGACGGGUGGAUCAAGGAGUCUUGGGACGCUUCCAGUAGUAUUGCUAUUAUACAGCGUAAGUUUGAGUGCAUAUUGUAAAGUCAAGAAUAUUACAAACCUUGUGUUGCUUGCGACAAGCGCGGAGACUGGGCUUGCGAAGACCAUCGACGACUGCGGCGCGACGUUGCUGGUCAUCAUCUUCCUCCGGCACGUAGUAGUACUCGCUCUCGAGGGGCUUGCCAGCUGCAUCCUUGCCCUGACGCUUGAUGAUACCAAUGCAGGGUGUACUCUCGAUAACAUCGCGAAGAUCGUCCUUGGAAAUGUCUCGCUUCUCCUCGGAGGGGAGGUGGGCCAUGAUGGUGGACAGAGGAGUCGAAGACAAACGCGAGAAAGCGAGCUGGUUGAUGACAUGGUUACCAACAGCAGGGUGGGACUCAAAGGACAUCCUGAAGAUCUCCGGAGUCGGAGAAGACAUUCGAGGAGGAGACGAGAGUGGAGACUCGGUUCUGGCCUGCUGCUUGCGAGGAGACUGAGGAGGAGCAGGAAUCUGACGAGGAGCGAACAGAUCGGAAGCAAUAGCGCUGUGGAGAGGGUUGGCACGUUUGACACCCUUGAACACCUUGGGAGACUUUGUCGUUAUCGAAGCCAACCGGCAGGAAAUGUCGGCGCCAAAAGGCCCGAAAGAGUGCACGAUAGGAUCAUUCUCCUCAUCAGGGUUGUUGUCCUCACCAUCACUGAUCUCACUGCUGAAGCUGGCAGUCACAUCGGUGCACAUGCUGACAUUGAUGUUAGUAGGAUCAUGCCUGUGCUGAGGGAGCUCAGGCUCAGCAUCGUCUUCGUAGAUUUCAAUGUCACGCUGUCCGGGGAGCAGAGCCUGGAGGCGGCGGGAGCUAGAGAGACUAGCAGGCGUGGGGCUCUCGGGAGAAGCAAUACGAGAAGCGCGACGAGGAGGGGAAGACUGGAGAAUGGCCUGGGCACGAGCCUGGCAGGGAGGAGAAUCCCAAGUGGUGUCGGAGAGAUGAUCAAGAGCCCGCUUGGGCCAUUGGACGAGAACACGCGAGUUUUGCACAUCGAUUAUGAUCUCGGAGCCCUCUGUUUCACUGGUGAAGCUAUCGCCCUUGUACAGCUCCCAAGUACGACCCUGGCUAUGCAACUUGAGACCAUUCCAGCCAUUGCAGACGAUUUCAAUCUUGCUGGGCUCAAGCGGGCUCGCAGCAGCGACGAAGCGAGCCUUUACGUGGACGCGGGAGACGAGGCGGUCAGCGGAGAUCUGGUAGUGUGACGAGUUUGACGAUCGGCCCAUGAUGAGGGUCUCGCCGUUUUCCGAGAGUUCGACAGCGGGGACGGCAGCGAGCGGGGCACGCUCGGAAGCGGUAGCGGACCGUUGAGGCGGGGAACUCGAGAGGAUACCUGUACUUGACGUAGGGACAGGAGUAGGAUAUUUGAGGUGAGCUCGGGAUGAGGAACGGCCAGAACCGAGAUUUUGUCGCUUCACGGGUCGAGGGAGGUUUGGAGAUGAUGAGAGCGGCUCAAAGGGCGGGAGUAGACUCGGCGCUGAACGCUUGGAGCCGGCGAGGGAGUAGGGCUUCAUUGUUGGUAGUGUUGGUUCGGCGGAGGAGCCUUUUCGAGGUGAUGAGCCCAAAGAGUCCAUUUUUGCGGUUUUUGGUCCUUCUGUAGGAGUUGUAUCCGGUUCGUGGUGUUGUAGAUCGAGGAUCGAGGCCGGACUGGAUCGCGUCCAGAGACGAAGGAGACGAGACCAGGUAACACGCGUAAAGUGCAAACUUCAAACUCGCUCAGAAUUCGAAAUCAAGAUCGAAUCUUUCUUUUCCCUCCAAUUUUCUUCCUUAUCCUUCUUAAUGUCUCGCCAACAGGCGUCGUGGUAGAAGAACGAUGACGACACGAAAGGCGGUCUCUCUCUUUAAGAAGUAUACUUCCUUUUUUUAAAUCAUAGGGUAAUAAAAGAAUGAAUCAGACAAAUCAUCGGUCUCAAAGAACUCGACCAAGCGUGAAACCUUUUUUUGUAUGUAGGAAGUAGAGCGUGCAGGUGGUGGUGAGAUUGUAAGAAAGGCUCUCGUGUU